AUGCCGCAGCUCAUCAGUGAGGAUGAUAUCCUCAGGAGCUCGCCGACACCACCCCAUGACGAGGUCAUCCGUGAUUCUGAUCUAGAAAUCAACACCCCGUCUAGGAAGAGACGAAGAAUCGACACAUCGUCACCGGAUGAUUUGCCGUCACAGGAUGCUUCCUCAUCGACCAGCCUCUUCUCGUCACCAACCCCAGUACGGCUUCGCAAAUUUGAGAUCAUGCAAUCCGAACUUAUCUACCCAAAGUCAAUGUACGACGGAUGGGCACCUCAGCUACCCUUCACGUCUGAGCGCAACGCAAUUAGUGAUUUUUUGAACGACCAACAACCCACCAGCGAGAUUACAAUUGAACUGACAGACUUUGUUAUUUACCGAUCUGGACAAGGGAAGCGGCGUCUGUUCGAAAUGGUACCACUUCACCAUUUGAGCGUGGAACCUGCUUGCAACAUGUUGCUUUUCGACGGCGUCGUCACCCUCGGUGAGGUGACAAAAUACGUACGUGGCGCACAGUUUGAGGUCAUGGCUAUUGCGGGCUACGUCGAAGAUUCCUUUGAUACCGUCGCCAAUAACAUCACCUUGAAGUCCACUUUGUCAAAGAGUGUUUGGUAUCAUUUGUCCACACCCGCAACAGAAUACCGUCGUUAUCAUGAGACGUUUCUCUGGGUGGCAGACUUGGCAAAACAUGCGAUUGACUUCAUGGCCAACGAAGACAAAGUAACACUCAAUGACUUUCAGUCUCGAUUCUACGACUGGUUGCUGCUCAGACAUGGAGACUCGAAAAUUUUCCGUACCUGGCUAUCAAUAUUCAGAAAAAAAGAUUUUCGGGCACCCAUUGCAGCAAACGUUGCGUUUUUAUGGAACGAAGCUCACAAUGUGAACGAACAAUUCAAGAAGGACCCUUUGUGGACGGAACUCAAUCAUAUUCAACACGGUCAGCCUGUCAAAGAAGAACAAAAAGUUAAGAGACAGCAGCAGCAAGGUGUCGACGGAACCGUUGUGACUCCUUUUGUCUUUGAAAACUUCAAACACAUGCCUUUUGCAAAAAUACUAAAACCACACCUACCGAGCAGCCAGCUCGCGGCCAAGUUGGAAAGUCAUAAGGCAUCACUCGGAUUUUUUGACGUUACCAAGAUCCAGAAGGCAGCAGAGAGCAACACCAACGAGAGCAACAAAGCUCACAUUAGGACCGGCGAUGUUGUCACUAUAGUUCGCGACCAGAACUCCGUAUGGAGGGAAAACGGAACGAAGUGGUUCGCCUGGAUCCAGGCUAUAAGCAAGGACCGCAUCGGCUUCUUUUACAAUGUUAUCUGGCUUUAUAGCCCAGCUGACACCACUUUAGCAGGUGGAAAAUACAGAUUUUCUAACGAACUGUUUUUCAGUGACCACUGCAACUGCCAGGCCAAUAAGGGCCAGGCACUUCGGUCGUCCGAUAUCCUACAGAAGGUGUCGGUAAAGUGGGUAUACGGUGCAGCACACGCUACUACGAGACAAGAUUCCGAUUUUGAUUACUUCAUCAGGAUGAAGUAUGACACAGACAACCAUUUCUUCAUUACUUUGAAGGAGACUGAUCGCCACUGCACCUGCGGCCAAGAAGCUUUGAAAAAAUAUUCCAUUGGUGAUACAGUACUUGUCCUCCAAGGUCGAGAAACCUUGGAUCCAGUUGUUGUGGUUGAGAAUGUUAACAAUGAGAUGGUGUCUGUCCGUCGGCUUCUGCGUCGGAAGAAAUUCCACCCAAAAGCCAAAGACAAUGAGCUUGUCUGGACAGAAGAUACUUUCGAAACGCUAACUCGUUCAGUCAAAAGUACUUGUUACAUACGUUUUUUUGAAGAGACGGAAGACAUUCCAGUCCCAUACGACCGCGAUGGCGCUGGCAACUUCUGGUACAUCACAUCAAGAUCACACGGCACGUCAAGAGCUGACAGGCGCACGGAGCCAUUACGCCGGCCUUUCCCUACGACAAUGAAACAAGGAUUUGAUCCAAGACAAGAACCGCCGAGAAAGCCGCUGAAUGCAAUGGAUUUGUUUUGUGGCGGCGGUAAUUUCGGUCGUGGCCUAGCGGAAGCCGGAGGAAUCAAAUGCCUGUGGGCAGUUGACUGGGAAAGAAAUGCCGUUGACACCUAUCGCGCAAACGAAGCUGAGACGAAAGCAUCAAUCUUUUGGGGAUCAGUAAAUGACUACCUCGCGGCGACAAUCGAAGGUUCGACGAAUGGAGGAUCCAAAUCCCAACUAAUUGCCAGAGUUGGGGAUGUGGAGUUCAUUGCUGCCGGGACACCGUGUCAGGCUUUUUCCAGUAUGCAACCGGACACUACAAGUCAGGAGUCUUUACGGAACGCUUCAAUGGUUGCCUCUGUAGCUGCCUUUAUCGAAGUCUAUCGGCCCAAGUACGCACUUCUGGAAAAUGUUGUGGCGAUGACGCAUAAAAGACGAAAGGGCAGCAGCGACAUCUUCCCACAGCUGCUUUGCGUAUUGGUAGCCAUGGGAUAUCAAGUAAAGCAGUUUCUAGUUGACGCAUGGUCUACUGGGAGCUCGCAAAGUAGAUCACGCUUGUUCGUGUCGAUUGCUGCACCCGGUCUCGUUCCGCUCCCAGCGCCAACCUUAACGCACUCACACCCGGCUGGUACAGGAAACUCCUCACUGGGCGAGAAUGCGUGUGCAGCCAAAUUUGGCACGCGACAAUUUGGCCCGACUCCGUUCAAAUUUGUCACAGCUUCCCAAGCUACACAGGACCUUCCAUACAUUGGCGAUGGCCACGUGCAAACAUGCAUCCAAUUCCCAGACCAUCGACUAUGCCGCUUCGAAUCCCAGACAGUCAACAGCUACAUAAAAUCGGUGCCGAUUUCUCCGCCUGGUAUGACAUUGAUGAAAGCCAUCAACAUUGUGCCGGAGCAUAUAGCAAAACACUUCUUGGAGAAUAGCAGCAAAGCACGCACGUCGGAGUCAAGCAGGUCCUAUUCAAGGAUUUUUCCUGAUGGUCUGUUUCCUACUAUCAAGACCGCCGCAACUGCGGCGGACGCAUGGACGGGGCGCCUACUACACUGGCAAGAACACCGAGUCCUAACCAUUAUGGAAGCCCGCCGCGCCCAAAGCUUUCCUGACAAUGAAAUUAUUUUGGGCACACCAAGUGGACAAUGGCGUAUAAUCGGCAAUAGCGUGGACAGGAAGGUCGCAUUGAAUCUGGGAGUGGCAGUCAGGGAAGCCUGGCAUGCGAAUUCACUCGACGACAACACCAACACUGAGCCUUUUGUAAACGGCACACAGACACAGCUGAACUCAUUGACGGAAUCAUAUCCCCACCAAUCAGUAUCUCGCCAUUCCACACCGACUCCUCGACCCUCUCCUUCGCACGCACCAGUGAUCAUCGACCUCACGAACUCUGACAGUGAAGCUGAGAACAAGAAGCCCCAGUCCAGGGCGGCACCAACACCCGGCGAAAACUUCACAAGGCGGAGGUACCUCCGUUCCGGCUCCACUCAAGCGAAACGGGUCAACGGAGACGCCGACAUGGAAGGCGCUUGA
Aplosporella prunicola CBS 121167 is the source of this 3516-nucleotide messenger RNA. RefSeq lists its product as uncharacterized. The transcript has 2 exons. Lineage: Eukaryota; Fungi; Ascomycota; Dothideomycetes; Botryosphaeriales; Aplosporellaceae. Gene Ontology annotation, cellular component: nucleus. Gene Ontology annotation, molecular function: chromatin binding; methyltransferase activity. The record is from RefSeq and is a predicted model, not a curated record. The coding region runs from base 1 to 3516 and encodes 1171 amino acids.